Molecule: messenger RNA, 1546 nt
Organism: Suillus clintonianus
Lineage: Eukaryota; Fungi; Basidiomycota; Agaricomycetes; Boletales; Suillaceae
Exons: 8
Coding region: 148-1104 (318 amino acids)
Biological process (GO): nucleotide-excision repair involved in interstrand cross-link repair; double-strand break repair via homologous recombination; resolution of meiotic recombination intermediates
Cellular component (GO): nucleotide-excision repair factor 1 complex
Molecular function (GO): single-stranded DNA endonuclease activity; single-stranded DNA binding; damaged DNA binding
Source: RefSeq, a predicted model, not a curated record
CUCUGGUGCACCUGCACCCACUCAAUGAAGUACCGUCUAUUGUGCCGUAUGUCAGCUCCUCCUCUUCGAUCUCGUCCCCCGCUUGCUUGCUCUUGAUCGGCGCUCCUUUAUUCACCACCCCGCUUGUUUUUGUCUGACAUAUUUUUAAUGCCUCACCUCCCGCAUAUCAUGUUGCACGCACCAUCCACGCAGUUCUUGUCUCUCGUUCUCACCAACCUUGGUGCAAUGAAUAACCGCUCACAAUCUUUUGCUCCCUUCAGAUCACAAUUGUCGAUAGCGUAUCAGUUGACCUUGCAGGACAAGGAGGGAACGACUGUCAGUGAAGUUAGGCACGUGCGGGGCGUGACAUGCGUCCUUUUGAAUUCUGCACGAGUUCUACUGGAAACUGACUCAGAGAAACGCAUUGAACUUUUCAAAGGUUUUGUUCGGAGGACAGCGGGAGUAUGUCCCAAGUUCCGAGCUGUUGCCCAAUCCCUACGCGAUAUCGUGGGUUUGAUGUUCCUGUUGAUGUAUUUAUGGGAUCGACAAUGGUGCAAGGACCUUGUAUUCAUAGAAGAGGCCUUUCAGCGAUUACUUCUUGAUUACGACCGUAUCUUCUCAUCUAUCCAACCCCCAGAUCUCCUUGUCUCCGCUGACGCAGACUCUCUUUUACUUGAAGCUCUUCUCUCAAGCGAAGCAGAACUGGACUUUGAUACACACUACGGUUUGCUUGCACCUUCGCAGACGGUCGUCGUGCGCGCAUAUACCGAUGACACUGAUGACCAGAUUCUCGCAGAACUGCAGCCGAGGUUCAUCGUGAUGUUUGAACCUAACCUUGAUUUCGUAAGGCGCAUCGAGGUAUACAGAAACUCAAAUCCUGGUAUGGGCGUCCGGGUAUAUUUCAUGAUCUACCAACUCAGUUGCGAGGAGCACAAGUACCUUGCUGGGUUGAGGCGCGAGAAGGACUCAUUUGAGAAGCUCAUCAAGGAGCGCGGAUCUAUGCUUCUGCCAAUCUUCGAAGACAAACACGCCGGGAGAAGCGAUGCAGUCAUCAAAACAAUCAGUACCCGUCUCGCAGGCGGAAGGAAGGAGUUGAGUACUGUGGCAUCGCAGGUGAUCGAUUGAUCGUUGACAUGCGUGAAUUCCGUUCCACGCUACCUUCGCUGCUACACGCAUCUGGUCUGCUCGUUAUUCCAGCGACGUUGACCGUCGGGGAUUAUAUCCUCACGCCGGAUAUUUGUGUUGAGAGGAAGAGCAUACCUGAUUUAGUGGCGAGCUUCAACAGUGGUCGAUUGUACACAGUGCGAGCUGAUGUCGGUGCACUAUUGCUUAUUGAGUUCGAAGAGAACAAAUCAUUCUCACUUGAGGUACAUCCAAAACCAGAUUUCAGAAGGUCGUCAGCAGCCUCGCCCGUCUUUAAGACCGUAGCAGAAUCUACGAAAUUAUACGCCAAACCCACAGGCAAAUAUCCUGCCAUCAAACUUCAUAGCGGCGCACCCGAAGGGGCACACGUUCAGGAUCAGCACUCCCAGCUAUCCCCGGUCUUGCUAUAGGCCCAAAACUCUCC